AUGUUCGGCCACAAGAAGGACCACGAGGAGCUGACGACGGGAAAACACACGGGCAGCCUCGGCCACGAAAUGCUUGCCGGCGCCGCCGCCUACGAGGCGUCCAAGGCCUACGAGAACCACUGCAAGUCUAAGGGGAAGCCCGCUAACCAUGCCAAGGCGGUAGAGAUGGCAUCCGCCGUCGCCGGCGGCUUCAUCGACAAGAUAGCCGAGACCAAGGGUAUGGACGCUAUGGAUAAGGAGAAGGCCAAGCAUUCCGCUUCGCAACACGUUUCCCAGAACCUCCAGAAGGACUUCUAA
Molecule: messenger RNA, 297 nt
Organism: Coniophora puteana RWD-64-598 SS2
Lineage: Eukaryota; Fungi; Basidiomycota; Agaricomycetes; Boletales; Coniophoraceae
Exons: 4
Coding region: 1-297 (98 amino acids)
Source: RefSeq, a predicted model, not a curated record